Molecule: messenger RNA, 963 nt
Organism: Brassica napus (rape)
Lineage: Eukaryota; Viridiplantae; Streptophyta; Magnoliopsida; Brassicales; Brassicaceae
Exons: 2
Coding region: 1-963 (320 amino acids)
Biological process (GO): DNA integration
Molecular function (GO): nucleic acid binding
Source: RefSeq, a predicted model, not a curated record
AUGGAUUUUGUGACCGAUUUUCCUACGACCAGGAACCAAAAGGAUGCGGUUUGGGUGGUGGUUGACAGACUAACCAAGUCGGCCCACUUCUUACCAAUGCAGAAAGGAGAUGGAGUGGAUCAGAUCGUGAGGAUUUACUUGGACAAGAUAGUACGUCUGCAUGGAGUGUCGGCUAGUAUUGUCUCGGACAGAGACUCUAGGUUCACCUCUUACUUCUGGCAGGCUUUUCAAAAAGCCUUAGGAACAAGAAUGAACAUGAGCACAGCCUAUCAUCCUCAGACGGAUGGGCAGUCAGAGAGGACAAUCCAGACAUUGGAGGACAUGUUAAGGGCCGUGGUGUUGGAUUGGGGCGACUCAUGGGAAAAGCAUCUACCCUUGGUCGAGUUUGCCUACAACAACAGUUUCCACACUAGCAUUGGGAUGUCACCUUAUGAAGCACUGUAUGGACGGCCUUGCAGGACGCGAUUAUGCUGGACCCAAAUGAUCACAUUCAAAGGGAGGGCUAUAGUUUCUGGCAGAAGAAAACUAGACCCUAGGUACUUGGGUCCGUUCAGAAUCAUAGAAAGAGUUGGGGCUGUGGCUUAUAAGUUGGAACUGCCACCAGCCAUGGAUGCGUUCCACAACAUGUUUCAUGUGUCCCAACUCCGAAAAUGUUUGUCUGAUCAGGACAUAGUCCUACACGAGAUCCCUACAGAUUUGGGUAAGAAUCUGACUCUAGAGACGAGGCCGGUCCGCAUAGUGGAUCGAACAGAAAAGACAACAAGGAAGAAGACCAUUCCCAUGAUCAAGGUCGUGUGGGAAUACAAUGGCAAGGAUGUAAUCACUUGGGAAACAGAGGCAAGGAUGAAGGCCGAGUAUCCUGAGUGGUAUGAUCAGGUGGUCCCCGAGGAAACACAUGAUGAGGAUUCGAGGACGAAUCCAUCCCAAGUGGGGGAGACUUCUCAUGUCCCCAGUCCGAGAUAG